CACGCAUUAACCACGGCAGGCCGCCAUCUGGAAUCGCGUUUCACAGACCUCAUCAUGCUUGCCGGAAUGUGACACGGAGUUUGCGACACGGGCAGCGCGAUACAGGGCAACGCAACUCCGCAAUCAUGAGCAAUCAUCCGCCUUUGCGACCUCCACCACGGCCGCGGUCACCGUCUGGCCAGCGGUCGCAGUCUUCCUUAUCACAAGGCUCGUUGCGGAGUGAGUCCAGUCUGUCCACCACAACGAUCGACUCGAUUGAAGCAAAUGCACCUAAGCGCACCGCAUAUCCGCCACAGCCGCCUGCCGCAAGGCCGUCCACUGCAGGCGGACUGGCACCCACGCAAGGAGGAAGCGCUUUUCAGACCAUGCCUCGACAUGCGACGCGUGGUUCUCUGGAUGGUUUCAGGACCGCUUCCCCAAUGCCCGGACAGCAGAUAGGACACCGCGCGCGGCAGCACUCACAAGGAUUCUUUGAGCCUUCUCUUCCCAGCAGUAACGCCUUGACGACUUCGCAAAUUGCCGCGCAGACAGCAUAUUCGCAUCGUGUAUCGCCACCGCCAUCUCAAUUCGAGCGCAAGCGAUCGUAUCCGGGCCUGGCACCUAUCAACACUGCUGGACCCUCUGCCAGCCGGCGACCUAGUCACGAGCAGAGUCCGCUCAAUCCGUCGGCAGCAAAUUCUACUUUACCCUACAGUAACGGCUCAGUUGGUGGCAGCAGAUUGGCGGCCACUACGGCAGCGAAUGUGGCAUUUCCCAAUGGCAGAAGUCCAUUGCCUUCGCCUGGCCUUCCACCAUCUGCUAGUACCGCCUAUCCUGGUGCCGCUUCAGACAAGGAAGCAAAAUCAAAAACUUCCAGAAUGAAGCUGUUUGCGAAGCCUAAGAAUAUAGUACUGUCGAAGGAUAAGGACAGUAAAGCAACUUCCGCUAUGCCUUCACCUGGCAAACCGCCAUCGACUGCCACCUUUUUCCGUGGCGGCUUUCCCAACGCAUCGACGACAAGUCUCGUGGAUCCUGCGUCGAGUGUUAGCUCUCUCUAUUCUUCUGCCAAUGCUUCAACAUCGACUUUGGUGCCAGCUAUAUCGGAAAAGGAUAAGGAAAAGAGACAUCAUUUCUUGUCACGGCAAAAGCACAAACUUCGCGAUGAGCCUGGGCAACUCCCUCUCUCGUCUGCCCAUUCGAAUUCGCUAGCGACCAACCCUGAUAAGCCACAGCCUCUCUAUUCAUUCACACCAGACUCUCCUGCCACCGGACCAUUCGCAAAAUCCAUGUCAGGUUUCGAUCUACGGCACGGUGGACGUGCGUUGCGGGACAAGAAGAAAGAAGAGAAGGCCGCCGCAGCAGCUGCUGCCAAGUUGGAGCUGACCCCCAUCGCAUCGAACUCGUCUACUGCUGGACCAGGCGAGCAAUACCUGGGAACCAGUAGCUAUGAGGCCAGCUUUGCGGGGCCGCCUUCAGGUAGUGCUAGCGUCUUCUCCUUCCCUUCGGAAAGUGUUCCGCCUGUCACGGCUCAAGCAUUCAGUCAUAUCGGUGCGCAAAUGGGACUACCUGGGAUCGGUCCGGACGACGCAUGGCCUUUACUGAAGGCGCGCUUGCUUAACAUAUUUUCUGGCGAAAACCUCCGAACGCCUAUUGAGGAUUUCAACGCCUUAGUCAGUGUUCAUGUUCGCCGGUGCAUCCAGCGACGCUCUCCAAUUGUGCUCGUGGAAGAUGUGCGAGAACUGCUGCAGACUGGAUUUAUUUCUCUUGCUCAGACGCUGCGAGGGGUUCCAGAUGAUAGACUUGUCACCAAUCUUGUGGAAAUGUGGAUUGGUGUUUACGGCGCAAUUCUACCUUUCCUCCAAGCAGUCUUUCUUCCUCUUGAACUGGAGUUCAAAGGUAGAGGCAGUUUGAUGUCAGCGCGAGAAGCUCAAGAAUUUUGGGGCGCCAUACCGGAAUCACUCAAAUCUGACGAUCGACCAACUUCCGCAGGUGGAACAACGACAAGCCUCCACGAGGAGCUAGAAGUACGACGCAUAACACUCAUCGCCUUCCGCGACGAGGUCAUAUUGCCAAGACAUGAGAGCCUCAUGAACAUCUUCAGCAGACUGUCACUUGACAACAUCAACGCAAGAGUUUCUCCUGAGCCUGCGUCGAAAGGACGAGAUCACGCUCGGAGUGACCCUGCUGCUCCAAGUGCGGAGAGACCAGGCACGGCAGGGAGCCUCAGUCCAAGGCUCAGUAGCUUCAACUCGCAAGCAUCGACGUUGCUAGACGCCGCCAGUACUUCCUCCGGUGGGGCCAUGAGCCUGGCAGGCCGCAGUAGAGCGACCUCUAAUACGUCGGCGGGCAGCUUUGGCACCAAUAUGCCACACAUUCAUUCCCCUUCGCUUGGAGGCCCCGGUUCUUUCAGUGUGACCAGUCAGCCGCAGCCCCUGCCAUCGCCGGUACCGCUUGCAGAUCCUGCUAGAGUGACAGAGAUUGUGGCUCGAAUGCUGCAGUGCCUGUACAUGCUGGCCUCGUGCCAGACAGGAGACGUGGCACAGGGCAACGUUGAACGUCUCACAAAUGCUCUCAAGUACAAUUGGCUCGGGAGAGGUCGAACAGGCAGAGAUAGGAGAGGCUGGGUUGGGAUCAAAGCCGGACGCGUUGGUGUCGGCCUGGUUGGCGCAUAA
Molecule: messenger RNA, 2651 nt
Organism: Cercospora beticola
Lineage: Eukaryota; Fungi; Ascomycota; Dothideomycetes; Mycosphaerellales; Mycosphaerellaceae
Product: HbrB domain-containing protein
Biological process (GO): TORC2 signaling
Cellular component (GO): TORC2 complex
Source: RefSeq, a predicted model, not a curated record